Vollenhovia emeryi is the source of this 1094-nucleotide messenger RNA. Its product is annotated as chymotrypsin-2-like. NCBI's taxonomy places the organism in Eukaryota, Metazoa, Arthropoda, Insecta, Hymenoptera, Formicidae. The record is from RefSeq and is a predicted model, not a curated record. Gene Ontology annotation, molecular function: serine-type endopeptidase activity. The transcript is spliced from 4 exons. Gene Ontology annotation, biological process: proteolysis. Bases 19 to 768 code for a protein of 249 amino acids.
CACGCGCUUAAUAUUGGCAUGACCAGAAAAGCGGGCGAAGCAUAUGCGAAGCCGGGAAUGUUUCCGUACAUGGCAGCGGUGCAUCAUCUUCUGGGAGACGGACAAACCGAGCAAUGCAGCGGUACAAUCAUAAACAAAAGAUGGGUUUUCACAGCCGCUCAUUGCUUAGUGAAGAUGCCAUUUUUCGUGGUGUUCGGCAUCAUCGAUCAAUCCGGCAUUAAAUACGGCACUCUUAAGGGCCCCGGCGUGUCAAUGAUUGCGACUGAAGCACACGUACACCCGCGAUACGAAUCAGGUCACAAUGAUAUUGCCUUACUCCACAUGUCACAGGAUAUUCCCUUUUCCGACAUGGUUAAACCCGUCAAACUCGUUAGUAGCAAUAAACCUUUUCUGGGUAAAAACGCUUAUGUAAUCGGUUGGAUAAGCAUAAUCAUAACAGAUGACAUGCAUAUCAAUAGUAAAAAAAAGCUCAAGUACAUCACACUACUGAUUAUAAGCGUUGAGGAGUGCAAAAAACAUUGGGAAAUCGACAACGAUCACAUUUGCACGGAGGCAGGGAUGGAAUAUCCGAGUACUUCCCUGCUCGAGAGCGGUGGACCUCUCAUCAUAACAAAUAAGCAGGGCAUAGACCGUCAAAUCGGUAUAGUGACUUACGGACAAACGCUUUGUCUUAAAGACGCACCGGUGGUCUAUACUAGGAUUUCUGUACAUAUUGAAUGGAUUCGCAAUAUUAUGUUCUCACUUACAGUGGAAAUCAUUCUUGAGUAAAGUGUAAACGCAUAAUUACAUAGUUACAUGUUAGAUAUUUAUUAAUAAAUAUAACUGCUCGCGAAGUCGCGAGGUGACCAUUAUCGUGACUGUUUAUUGGAGAGAGAACGAAGCCGCGAAUCCAACAGCGAAGCCAUCACACGCGCGAGCAAGUAUCGCGCGGUCCGUUGUACACUCAAUAAAAUUUGUUGCGCCUAUCGUGGAAGACUUGGAUUAUUAAGGAAGUCGGUCCAGAAAUCAGCACAGAUCUAUGCAGAUGAGUGCGAACAGAGAUACUGUCUUUUAUUGCGAUAGAGACGUUAUAAUUUAUUUACGAGCGAGAUGUU